AUUGCAAUGUCAAUUCUUUGACAAGGAUAACGAGGUGAAUUGAAUAAUAAACCAAUAAACCUUUUGUCUUAGAUUAUGAAUGUUUAACUAUUCGAACAUACAACGAUAAUUCUGUAAUAAUUUUGGGUAAUGAUCUAAAAUGGUAGAACCAAUAUUUGACUACCAGUUUCGUUUAAUAUUGAUAGGCGACAGUACUGUGGGAAAAAGCUCUUUGUUAAAAUACUUUACUGAUGGAAAAUUUGCAGAGGUAUCAGAUCCUACAGUUGGAGUUGAUUUUUUUGCAAGGUUAAUAGAAGUCAAAGAUGGAACUCGCAUUAAAUUGCAACUAUGGGACACUGCUGGCCAGGAAAGAUUUCGCUCAAUUACCAAAUCGUACUAUCGAAAUUCGGUCGGGGCUUUAUUGGUUUAUGAUAUCUGCAACAUGUCUAGCUUUGAACAUGUUCCUCAAUGGAUGACUGAAGCCAGGCGUCACAUCGAGCCUCAUCGACCUGUUUUUGCUUUGGUCGGAUGCAAGGCAGAUCUAGUGAAUAACGGCGGGCAGCGUGAGGUGUCAAGAGAAGAAGCCAAAACGUUUGCAGAUAGUCACGGGCUGUUCUAUGUGGAAACAUCGGCCAAAAAUGGUUUGAAUGUAGAAGAAGCCUUCAGAUCAGUCACUCAGGAGGUUUACAACAGAAUACAAUCGGGGGAGUAUAAGAUUGAGGACGGUUGGGAUGGAAUUAAGGCUGGAUUUUCUAGACCUAACUGUCUGGAUUACCACUUAGCCGAAGCCGAGCCUGCCAAAGCUACUUGUUGUUAGGUAUAGUGUAUAUAUGUUUCACGGUAGGUUGUUCACUUUUAUACCACAUACUUUAGGAUCAAAGUAGUACAAUCGAAAUGCAAUUAGUUCAAAUCGGAUUUAAUAGUUGCCUUUUUUGGUAUAAUGUAUGCCUUGUAUAUCGAAUUCAAUAUUUUUCGUUUUACAAGAUAAACGAUAUCCACAAUAGUUACCGUAAUAUGUCUUAACUAACAGGCUAUCUGGAUAGUGGAAGUGUGAUCGUCCCAUAAUAAAAUAUACAUACUGUGACUAUGGAUAAGACAUAGUUUGUCAAGAUAAAUAUUGUAUUCGAUUCACUUGGAUUAUUUGGCGCUGGAAACAUGUUUUAUUGAAUUUGGAAAACCUUAUUGUAGUCCGACAGUUUUAUCUAUUUGAUAUACAUAUUUAGGUUAUUGCUGAACGUUCGUUUCUCUGUUCCAAAUUGUAGUUUGUCUAGUAGAAUUUAACGUGACGUCAAUAAUUUCAUACUGGAUCUAAUAUGACACAGUAGUGGCGAUCUGAAACGAUAAGACAUUAGAAAAUAAACAACUUAUUUUUUUGUCUAUAGAAUUUUUUGAGAUAUAGGAAUAUGUCUGUUGAAACUUCACUGACACUUCAACAUUGUUGUAUAAAAAGAAAUAUUUUAUGAAUUCCUCCUGACUGUUAAUAAUCAUCCCAAAAUAAAUUGAAUCACAAUUUUA
Molecule: messenger RNA, 1494 nt
Organism: Dendroctonus ponderosae (mountain pine beetle)
Lineage: Eukaryota; Metazoa; Arthropoda; Insecta; Coleoptera; Curculionidae
Gene: Rab39
Product: ras-related protein Rab-39B
Exons: 5
Coding region: 140-796 (218 amino acids)
Biological process (GO): Rab protein signal transduction
Cellular component (GO): Golgi membrane
Molecular function (GO): GTP binding; GTPase activity
Source: RefSeq, a predicted model, not a curated record